GUCAGUGUUUCCCGUGCGUUCGAUCGUUGAAGUCACUCGCCGUCGGAAUAGUUUCGCGAUCGUUUCUCUCGCUGCCACAGUGCUGUAAGUGUGUCUCUCCCAGUGUGUGUGAGUGUCUCUUUCGCAUCGAGAAGGCGUCGACGGGGCAAACUAGCGUAAACGCGUGGAGUGUGGAUCCGUUUCCACCCAAAAGACAUUACAGUGUGAAAGGAAACAGAGUUCGUUUAGUGACUUUUAGUGACAAAAGCAACCACAAUGAACCACACCCGGCAACGGUUGAUACGUGAGCUGACUGCGGUGCGUACGAUCGCUCAACCAAGGACGGCCGUGCAGCUUCAGCGACAGCAGCAGCAGCAGCAGCAGCAGACCCGUUGCAGCAGCACAGACCGCCCGAUCCGAUACACACACUCUACCGCCUCCUGUCCGCACAUGGUCGAGGCACUGAACGUCGGAGCGGACGGUGCACAGACGACGGCCAGCAGUAGUAGCAGCAGCAGUGCACGCAACACGAUCCGGCUGGAAGAUGCGCGGCCCUACUCGGAAGUGCCCGGACCGAAACCGCUGCCAAUACUGGGCAACACCUGGCGUGUUUUCCCCAUCAUCGGCCAGUACAAGAUAUCGGAUGUGGCGAUGAUAUCGUUCCUGUUGCACCGCGACUACGGCCGCAUCGUGCGGCUCGGUGGAUUGAUCGGCCGCCCGGAUCUGCUGUUCGUGUACGACUGUGACGAAAUCGAGAAGGUGUACCGUAAUGAGGGCCCAACACCGUUCCGACCCUCCAUGCCCAGCCUCGUGAAGUACAAGAGUGAGCUGAGGAAAGACUUCUUCGGCGAUCUUCCCGGUGUCGUUGGAGUUCACGGUGAACCAUGGCGUGAGUUUCGCUCGCGCGUCCAAAAACCCGUCCUUCAGCUGUCCACCGUCCGGCGGUACGUGUCCCCGCUCGAGCAGGUGACGGAAGAGUUCAUCGACCGGUGCCAGCAGCUGCUGGACGAUCGCAAGGAGCUGCCCGCCGAUUUCGACAACGAGAUCCACAAAUGGUCGCUGGAGUGCAUUGGGCUGGUGGCGCUCGACACCCGGCUCGGGUGUUUGGAGCCGAAUCUGGAUCCGAAAUCGGAGCCGCAGCAAAUCAUCAACGCGGCCAAGUAUGCGCUGCGCAAUGUGGCCACGCUCGAGCUGAAGGCACCGUACUGGCGCUACUUCCCGACGCCCGUCUGGUACAAGUACGUCAGCAACAUGGACUACUUCGUCAAAGUUUGCAUGAAGUACAUCAAGAAUGCAACGCAGCGGAUGAAGCUGAACGAAGGCCGUGCACUAGACGGCGAACCUUCGCUGCUGGAGCGUGUCAUCAAGAGCGAAAACGACGAGAAGCUGGCCGUUGUGAUGGCGCUUGAUUUGAUACUGGUUGGAAUCGAUACGAUUUCGAUGGCAGUCUGCUCGAUUCUCUACCAACUCGCCACCCGGCCAGCCGAGCAGCAGAAGCUGUACGAAGAGCUGAAGCGGCUCAUGCCCGACCCGAAGACACCGCUCACGAUCCAGCUGCUCGAUCAGGCCCACUACCUGAAGGCAUUUAUCAAGGAGGUGCUGCGGGUGUACAGCACCGUCAUCGGCAAUGGGCGCACCCUGCAGGAGGACACCGUCAUCUGUGGCUACCGAAUUCCGAAAGGGGUCCAGUGCGUGUUUCCGAAUCUAGUCCUCGGCACGAUGGAGGAGUACGUGUCCGAUGCGCAACGGUUCAAGCCGGAACGGUGGCUGAAGCCGGCACAGGGCGGUUCCGGUGAUCAGCUGCACCCGUUCGCCUCCCUGCCGUACGGGUACGGGGCGCGCAUGUGUCUCGGCCGACGGUUUGCCGAUCUGGAGAUGCAGAUACUGCUGGCGAAGCUGCUGCGCUCGUUCAAGCUCGAGUACCACCACAAACCGCUCAAGUACGAGGUGACGUUCAUGUACGCGCCCGAGGGUGCGCUCAAGUUUAAGAUGACGCCGCGGGAAGAGUAGGGAGAGUUAGGGCGAAGGAGAAAGGGUUUUUUUUGUUUGUUAAAUUAGGGAUUUUGUUUAAUAUACACUCAAGAGAAAGCGGAAACGCUAAAUAAACUGUUUGAAUAGGAGCGAUCGAACGAAUCUCGAAAGGAAAGGGCGUGUAGCAGCACGAAAGAACGGCUAGAACGGCUGGGGACACUCCAGAAUGUACUGCCUCAAGGCGUUGCACUGCGCACUGUUGCUCCAAAUGUGCGGCGGACAGUUCUGCAACGGAAAACGGCUUGCAAUGGAACCGCGAAGAAGCAGCAAAGAGACACAGCGACGGUGCUUACCACAAAGUUUUUGAUGUUAACACACCCCACAAAAUCAACGCCCAAGCUACUGCAGCCUGUUGGGCUGCUUGCACCACCACCACCAGCACCCACGGUUUGGAAGCACUGCAACGCACUGCUCUGGAACAGCUGCAUGACGGCCGGAUCGUUCUGCGUGGCCGUCACGAUCACGUGCAGUAUGUUGGCCUGAUCGAGCACACCGCCCACUAGCGUACCCGUUGCGUUAAGAGCGCACUCUACAAAGCACUGCGGAGUUGAAGUUCAAGCAAGUUAAAAUACAGCUACUAAGCGAAGAGAGUGAGCUCACCUUGCCCCGCUCGUAUAUUAGCUUCCGCUGAAGCGGUUCCCCACCGUACAGUGUCUUGCAGUUGCGCAGCAGCUCCUCAUCGAUCAGUGAAGGCAGCUGGCAGCAGUCUUUUGGAUGCUGGUGAUGGUUUGCAUUAUUAGUAGGCUUAGUAGCCAGAACGGUAGUCCUACCACUUACCACUUCCAACGGUGGCUGAUUGCAGUGAACGGCGGGCUGCCCCUCGGCUUGAAAGGGAAGAGCCGCGCAACA
Messenger RNA from Anopheles merus, 2859 nucleotides. RefSeq names its product probable cytochrome P450 301a1, mitochondrial (gene Cyp301a1). Gene Ontology annotation, molecular function: oxidoreductase activity, acting on paired donors, with incorporation or reduction of molecular oxygen; heme binding; monooxygenase activity. The transcript is spliced from 8 exons. Lineage: Eukaryota; Metazoa; Arthropoda; Insecta; Diptera; Culicidae. The record is from RefSeq and is a predicted model, not a curated record. The coding region runs from base 256 to 1989 and encodes 577 amino acids.